AUGGUCACCGCCUUUGCCUACUCUGGAAGAUUGGAUUUCGACCCUACUACCGAUUACCAUCCAAUUGAAGGGUCUGCAGAAGGGUUCCGAUUUACGGCGCCAAUAGAUGUUGAGCUACCUUCUCAGUUCGCCGUCGGCGAGGACUUUUACCAGGUUUCAGUUCAUGACGCCGACGAUGUGGUCGUAGACAUCGACCCACAAUCCGACCGCCUGAAACUGCUCGAGCCUUUUGAAUCGUGGUCUCCAGGCUGUACGAAAGGCAUGUCGAUUCUGGCCAAAGUCAAGGCCGGUCUUAUCCAUGAAGUCGCCCGAGACUUACGUGAUCGAGGAAUCAAGUGGUGCAUCGUCGGCGAUGAGAACUAUGGGGAAGGAUCGUCGCGCGAGCACGCAGCUCUUGAGCCGCGUUUCUUCGGCGGUGUGGCUAUCAUAGCACGCUCGUUUGCCAGGAUACAUGAGACGAAUCUCAAGAAGCAGGGCAUGCUUCCUUUGACAUUUGCAAACCCUCGAGACUACGAUCGUAUCCAGUUGGGCGAUCGUAUUACGCUACAAGGUGUCAAAGACGGCGAGCUACGGCCGGGAAGGCAGGCUAGCAUGCGCGUAGAAUGCGCGCAUGCAGGAGAGUGGGUCGCGCCGCUCAACCAUAGUUACAGCGAGGGGCAAUUGAGGUGGUUGAGAGCGGGAAGUGCGCUGAAUCAUAUCAAGCAGACAGUCUUGGGAAGAUGA
This is a messenger RNA of Alternaria burnsii, 723 nucleotides long. RefSeq lists its product as uncharacterized. The transcript has 2 exons. The coding region runs from base 1 to 723 and encodes 240 amino acids. Gene Ontology annotation, molecular function: aconitate hydratase activity; 4 iron, 4 sulfur cluster binding. Gene Ontology annotation, cellular component: cytosol; mitochondrion. Gene Ontology annotation, biological process: tricarboxylic acid cycle. The record is from RefSeq and is a predicted model, not a curated record. Lineage: Eukaryota; Fungi; Ascomycota; Dothideomycetes; Pleosporales; Pleosporaceae.